Messenger RNA from Carcharodon carcharias (great white shark), 3215 nucleotides. It is a transcript of the gene vps36, whose product is annotated as vacuolar protein sorting 36 homolog. The coding region runs from base 50 to 1210 and encodes 386 amino acids. The transcript has 14 exons. Gene Ontology annotation, molecular function: ubiquitin binding; phosphatidylinositol-3-phosphate binding. Gene Ontology annotation, biological process: protein transport to vacuole involved in ubiquitin-dependent protein catabolic process via the multivesicular body sorting pathway. The record is from RefSeq and is a predicted model, not a curated record. NCBI's taxonomy places the organism in Eukaryota, Metazoa, Chordata, Chondrichthyes, Lamniformes, Lamnidae. Gene Ontology annotation, cellular component: late endosome membrane; ESCRT II complex.
CAGGAAGUGAGCCGGCCCUUGGUGCUCUGGAUCCAGGUCCUGGUCGGUGAUGGACCGGUUUGUGUGGGCGAGCGGCUUGCUGGAGAUUAACGAGACUCUGGUGAUACAGCAGCGCGGAGUCCGCUUGUACGAUGGUGACGACAAGACAAAGUUUGACUUGGGGACUCUUCUUCUUAGCACGCAUAGAUUACUGUGGAGAGAGCAAAAAAAACAUGAUUGCUGCAUUGCUCUGCCUUUGUCACAGAUUAUAUUCUUUGAGGAACAGGCAGCUGGAGUAGGAAAAAGUGCCAAAAUAGUAGUUCAUCUUCAACCAAUUCCUCCCAACAAAGACCCUGGUCCGUAUCAGAACAGCAAGUACUCUUACGUCAAACUGUCUUUCAAGGAACACGGACAGAUUGAGUUUUACAGGCGACUGUCAGAAGAAUUGUCUCAGAAGCGAUGGGAGCAUAUUUCAGUAUCUCAGCCUAUGCAGUCACCCAGUAGAUUGCAAGCAGGAAGAGUGAGGGCUGCUGGAAUUGUGGGUAUUGAAAGGAAGCUGGAGGAAAAACGAAAGGAGACUGACAAAAACAUCUCUGAAGCUUUCGAAGACCUCAGUAAACUAAUGAAAAAGGCCAAAGAGAUGGUUGAUUUGUCAAAAUUAAUAGCAAAUAAAAUCAAAGACAAGCAAGGUGAUAUUUCUGAGGAUGAGACUAUUCGUUUCAAGUCCUAUUUGCUGAGCAUGGGCAUAGCUAAUCCAGUCACCAGAGAAACACACGGAUCCGGAACACAUUACCACAUGCAAUUGGCUAAGCAGCUAGCAGGAAUGUUGCAAGUGCCAGUAGAGGAACAAGGUGGAAUGAUGGCACUGACAGAGGUUUAUUGCUUGACAAACCGAGCGCGAGGCAUGGAGCUUCUCUCACCAGAAGAUCUAGUGAAUGCUUGCAAAAUGUUUGAGGCUCUGAAUCUACCAAUGAGAUUGCGUAUUUUUGACAGUGGAGUGAUGGUAGUUCAGCUACAGUCCCACAAUGAAGAUGAAAUGAUUGCUUCAGCAGUGGAGACUGUGUCAGAGAAAGGUUUUAUUAAUUCUGAAGAGUAUGCUAAGCUCGUGGGCAUUUCUGUACUCCUGGCCAAAGAAAGACUGCUGCUAGCAGAGAAAGUCGGCCACCUGUGUCGUGAUGACUCUGUUGAAAGUCUGCGAUUUUACCCAAAUUUGUUCCUGACGCAAGACUGAAAAUUCACCUGUGAAAAACUGUUCUGUGUUUUCCUUGGAGCCCAGUGACUGAACUAUACGCAGUGUAUCACAGGAUUACUGGAUGACCAUUGAGUUCUGGAUGUCAUGCAUUAAAAUUCAGACUUCAAAACAAGCGCGUCAUAGAAAAGUCCAGCCAGUGAUAUUUAAUGAAGGUUUGGAUUCUACUUCGUAUGUGGAUUCAUGGCAUAAGCAAGAGCUCUGGCCCUAGCUGUGCUUCUACUUUGAGUUGAACCAGAUUUUUUCUGUAGCAUUAUGCAAGUGGUUUACUUCUGAAUUCAAAUCUGAUGGAAACCAAACUAAUGAAGUCAAAUUAAAAUCUUAUCAGGGAAGAAUUCCACAAUUUUGAAUUCUUAGCUCCCUAUGCGCUGUAUGAAGGUUCUUUUCAAUCAUGUUGUUAUAGUAAUGGAAGUCCUUAUUUCAUGUUCCAACAGUAAUCAGUGUCAAGGGUUUUUUUAAACCUGAUAUAUCAAAAUUCCUCUCUGACAAUAUUUUUAAACAUUUUUAUGUUCUCAGCUAUCAUCAAAACACUAUUUUGCCUUUACUGUUUUUGCAUUCUUUCGGGUUAGCUUUUUGUGUUUUUCCCUAAUUUAAUUCUGACUUACUCAGUUGAUAGUUUUCCCCUGUAUGUUCUUUGUUUUUUACACUACCUUUUUUGAUGCAUUUCUCUUUUUGUUGCAUUUUCUUUGUCACUGCUUUCGUUUUUUUUCUCUUAUUUUUGAGCCAGUGUAAAGGGACAGGCAGGAAGUAAUCAGAAAAAAUCCUUAGAGGUGGCAGAAUCAAUUGGAAGGUUGUGGGAGAAAUGUAUGAGAGAUUCGAAAUCAAAAGAAGGGGGAGGACAUAGACAAGAAAGAAAAGGAAAUUAUAUACUUAGAUCAAGCCAAAGCACAAAGGGUAGGGAUGGGACAAAAGGAGAAAGGGGAGCUGAUACAGAAAUAAAAUGUAGACAAGAUUGAGUGAAAGAGGACUUUAGAACCAGCAAAGGAUCUGUUGAAUCUCCAAAACCUUUACAGGAUUUAGUCGUUACUCUGCAGCGUGUGGGUUAAGCUUUCAAACUGGCAGACUAUGGAUUUUAGAGGAUGGAAUGGACACAGGAAUAAAAUGUUUUUUGGUAUUUUUAAAAUUGACCCAUUAUUACCUAUAAAUGACAAACACUCCUGUAGCUCUAAUUUGUAACUAUUUGGUGCCUGAUUUUCAAUUACUAUCUUUACCUGAUUAGGAACCUAUGAAUUUAGUAUUGUUCCCGUAAUAUACUGAGGAUCAAGAACAAAAUUCAAAAAGGCGAAUAGAGAUGGGCCAGCGAGUCGUUUAAGCCGUGAAUGACACGUGUGUGGCUAAGCAGUCAAAUUAGUCGAUAAAUUACACCAGAUUGAUAAUGUAAUUAGAGCAGCAGUAUUACACUAUCCAUGAUACAGAAGAGUAGGCAUGUUUAACUUGCAGCCCUGUGGUCACCUGUGACUGCUGCCACACCACCCCCCCUAAUGAGUGCUGGCAAUCAGUUCUCAAAGCUCAGGAAAUUCAGACCCUUUUCGUAUUUGCUAGCUUUUUCAGUGUUUCAAUUCUGGAGCCUGGAAGUUGAAAGGAGUUGUUUUUAGCAUUCAUUGUGUAUCAGAAUACCAAGGUUUGUUCAUGUUAGCAAUUUGAGAUCUUUGCUAAUUAAGGUGACAUGGGUUUAAACUUUAUAGGUGGCUAUUAAGUUUCCCUGGCAUGUACUUAAGUCGCUUUUGAUAAGUUUGGUGCCAUUGGCCGGGAGUCUCGCCUGCUUGUAGGGCAUAAUGGAAAUUUGGGGGUACACUGCCCAUGAUUUUCCAACCAAAUGGUCAGUGGACGGCUGGAGAUUCUGUUACAUGCUUCUAUCAGGCAACACUCCCGUAUGGCAGUGUGAACUCGUACGUUUGAAUCUAUUAUGUAAAAUAUGUCCUCUUACACUCCCAUUUUGCUGUGAUGCGUUGUAUUUAUUGCAGAAAAAUAAAUGGUAUGUGCAGCA